This is a messenger RNA of Dichomitus squalens LYAD-421 SS1, 1326 nucleotides long. Its product is annotated as acid protease. The annotation marks the transcript as partial. Lineage: Eukaryota; Fungi; Basidiomycota; Agaricomycetes; Polyporales; Polyporaceae. The transcript is spliced from 7 exons. The record is from RefSeq and is a predicted model, not a curated record. Gene Ontology annotation, molecular function: aspartic-type endopeptidase activity. Gene Ontology annotation, biological process: proteolysis.
AUGCAUCUCCUGCCCUACUCAUUAGCCCUCUCUGUCCUCGCACUCGCACCCGAGUCUCUUGCUGCUCCCCAACCAGCACCCACAUCAUUAUCCCGCUCAAUACCCCUACUUCGACGAAAACCCGUGCGCAAUGGCUCAGAAUGGCUCAAGGCUCAGAAGGACUUGUUGGAAAUCAAGUAUGGUACCAAGUCCGGCCUGGAGAAGCGUGCAAGCGGUUUUAACCUCCUCACGAACCAGGGUGCAGAUUCGAGCUUCUAUGGCUCAAUAGCGGUCGGCACUCCCGCCGUCUCCUACGACGUCAUUCUUGAUACGGGGUCAUCCGACUUGUGGUUAGCCGCGGCAGACGGCGUGUCAUCAUCAAGCAAUGGAAUUCCUACUUUCAAUCCCAAUGCGUCGACAACAUUCAACAACUUGAAUACCGCAUUCUCUAUCAGCUAUGGCUCAGGUGCGGCUCGUGGGACGCUAGGACAGGAUGUCGUCCAGAUGGCCGGCUUCGAAGUCAGCGCACAGACAUUCGGUGUCGUUACCCAGAUAUCCUCGAACCUCUUGAGCUCGCCUGUCUCUGGGCUCAUGGGCCUCGGCUUCCAGAGCAUCGCGUCGUCAGGAGCGACUCCCUUCUGGGAAGCGCUCGUGAACAGCGGUGGCACUCUAGACGAGCCUCUCAUGGCAUUUCAGCUCACGCGUUUCGUCAAUGACACGAACGCGCAACAGCUCGAGCCUGGUGGAACCUUUAAUAUUGGUUCGACCAAUUCCUCCCUAUACACUGGGGACAUCGACUACCAAGAUAUCCCAAGCGGUCAAGAGGGUUACUGGAUACAAGAGCUUACUGGAUUGACUGUGAACGGCAACUCCGUGAACUUCACCUCGGGCUCCGCAUCCUACGCUGCCAUUGAUACCGGCACCACGCUCGUCGGAGGCCCAAAUGACGCCAUCGCCGCGCUCUACGCCCAGAUACCCGGCAGCCAGGCCCUCACAGGCGACAACGCCGGCUAUUAUACUUAUCCAUGCAGCACCGAUGUCACCGUGGCGCUGCGCUUCGGCUCGUCCUCGAUCUCCUGGCCCGUCUCCAACGCGGACUUCCUGCUCAUGCAGGUCUCCGAGUCCACCUGCGUCGGCGGCUUCUUCGCGCUCGACACCUCGGGCACCUCCGCGCCGCCCUGGAUCGUCGGCGACACCUUCCUCAAGAACGUGUACUCCGUCUUCCGCGCGGACCCCGCGUCCGUCGGCUUCGCCACGCUCUCGUCCACCGCGACCGCGAUGAACGGCGCCAGCGGCAGCGCCCCGUCCCCCACCGUCGGCAAGGCCGCCGCGACGGUCAGCGGGACG